UGAGCUUGUUAUGCAUUCAUACUUUAACAACAAUUCUUCUCAUAAUAAUAUUUCUGACGAUAUUUUUAAACUUAUGAUGGAAGGAAAUGAUUUAACAAAUAAUAUUAAUUUCCAAAGUAUCGAAAAUUCCUCAAUUAAUGAUACAACUGCAAACAAUUCAGCUCAAACUACUCCUGUAAUCUCGCAAGAUACAAAUCCGUUACUCUCUGUUGAAGAAUUGGUCUCUUCUAAACCAAACGGUGACAAACCGUCAAAAUCCAGUAACGCGUUUAUCAUUUACAGAAAAGCUUAUGUUAAAGAACUGCAUUCUCGUGGUAUCAAUUUACAAAUGACUCAGAUCAGUCCAAUGGUUUCCGAAAGUUGGAAAAAAGAGCCGGCUAACGUUAAAGCUGAAUACAAAAAGUUGGCUGAUGUUGCUAAACAACGUUAUAAAAUAAUUUGGCCCGCAAAAUCGCCAAUUAUCAAUAUUGCUAGUAAUAUUGAUGAUAAUCCAAUUAUAAAUAACACGAACACUUUUCCUAAUAUCCUUGCCAACAAUUAUAAUGAGACGUUAACAUCGUCAAAUACGUCAACGUCAUCAAAUGAGUUAACGUCAUCAAAUGAAUUGACGUCAUCAAAUCCAUCGACGUCAUCAACAUCGAUAAUACGCAGUAUGCCAGAACCUACGGAUCGUGAAGGUUCACUAUUAGCAUAUCAUCAACUAAUGAUAAACUGGCAUAAAGAAUUACGUCGCCAUCCGUAUCGUACAAUUUCUGAAGCAAUGAAUGUAUCUAUUUUUACCUUUCAUAUUGUUUAA
Entrophospora sp. SA101 is the source of this 796-nucleotide messenger RNA. NCBI's taxonomy places the organism in Eukaryota, Fungi, Glomeromycota, Glomeromycetes, Entrophosporales, Entrophosporaceae. The record is from the annotation of a GenBank genome assembly.